AAAGCUCUGCGGUUUGAAUCAGAUACGUUUAGUGACUACUAUAUUGACAAACAUAAUGUGUGUGGGUUACAUUCAAUGCUAGGGCAUUAACUGCAGCCAAGAUAUUAGUCAAAACAGAAUUCACACAAAGACAAAAUGCUGCAUUGUUCUUAUUGGUCUCACCCUCUGGGCCUUCUCCCACAUGAGUAGGCAAGGAACUAUUGUCUGUCUGUCAUUCACAUAUGCAUUGUUCUUAUGUGCACAAAUUUUGUGAGAAAAACACCAGUGAUGAAUAAACCAACCUAGCAACAAUUCAAAGCUUAUGGAGCCACAUCAAAUUCUGCAUAAUCAAAACACUGCCUCACCCAAUGAAUAGCCUUCACAUAUAAGACACUCAAAUAAUCAUCAUUCAAUAAAAAACUACAAAUCAAGAAUGAGGGAGAAUUUUAUUCUUCCCUUAGUCUUUGCUGCUCUAUUUGUCGUGUCAACCAAUGCUCAAUUCCCACACCACCAGUAUUACCCAUGGUUCCAGUGGUUUUACAUGCAUCCUCAGCCAGUGCAACCACCAGCCCCCAUACCUCCUACUCCAACUGCUUGUACGAUCGAUCACAGCACUACAAGGUGCUUGGAAGGAGAAUUCUUUAACAAAACAAGUUGCAAGUGUGAGUUUGAUCACAAAAACACGACAACAGCUCCGCCAUCAACAAAUACUACAUGCAUAGAAACACCUUGUUUACCAGGGCAGGCAUUUCACAAAGAAACAUGCAAAUGUCUCUGCAUAUUGAUAAGGUUGUGUCCUGGCAAUGCUGUCUUUGAUGACACCACAUGUAGAUGCAAGUGUAAUGCUGUUAGUCUCUGUAAUCAAGGGUAUUACUUUGACCCUUAUAUGUGUGGCUGCAUGGCUAGAUUCUUCCGUCCUUUCCUCCCCAGGCCUAUUCCUCAAAGGCCUAUUCCUCAAAGGCCUAUUCCUCAAAGGCCUAUUCCUCAAAGGCCUAUUCCUCAAAGACCUAUUCCUCAAAGGCCUAUUCCUCAAAGGCCUAUUCCUUUAAGACCAACUCUGCCAAUACCCAAUCCUAUCAUACCACAGCAGAGAUGUCCACCUCAGGCCAGUGCAUUUUGCAGAAACUUUGAGCAGUUCAAUCCUCAAACUUGCAAAUGCUACUGCCCUGCUAAUGCAAGGUUUCAGUGUAGAAUCCCAAAGCAAAUAAACACCACUUCAUGCCAAUGUGAUUGUCCAGCGAAAGUGUGUGGCCGGAAUCAUUAUUAUGACAGCAACGAUUGCACCUGCAAAUGUAGGUCUGCUCUGUCUUGUUCAAGCUUACAAACAAUCGACCAAAACACUUGUACUUGCCAGUGUCAGUAUUCCAUAUUACUAAUACAAGUUCCAUAUCAGACUUCAAGAGGUAAAAGACAGGCCUUCACAGGGCGCACAGGAUCUGUUAGGGUCAUAGGAGGUGGACGGACUUUUCCAGCUACAAGAAGACUCAGGGGAGGCACUAGAGGCAGGACAAGAAGCAUAUUCUUUCCACCAGGAUUUGUUCCAGCUCAACCUCCAUCAUUCUUCGGGCCACCAUCAACUAGAGGGACAAGAGGUCGAACAAGGGGAACAAGAAUAAUUACAAAUUUUGGUACAAUACCAUUUAGACCAUCAACUAGAGGGACAAGAGUUAGGACAAGGGGAACAAGAAUAAUUACAAACUUUGGUACAGUACCGUUUCCUUCACCAGGAUUUGCUCCAUCAUUCUUUAGGCCAUCAACUAGAGGAACAAGAGGUAGGACAAGGGGAACAAGAAUAAUUACAAACUUUGGUACAGUACCAUUUCCUUCACCAGGAUUUGCUCCAUCAUUCUUUAGGCCAUCAACUAGAGGUACAAGAGGUAGGACAAGGGGAACAAGAAUAGUAACAAAUUUUGGCACAGUACCAUUCUCUCCAUCAGGAUUCUUUAGACCAUCAACUGGGAGAGGAAGGACAAGGGGAACAAGGAUAAUAACAAGCUUUGGUACAAUACCAUUCUCUCCAUCAGGAUUUGCUCCAGCUCCAUCAGUACCUAGUACAAAUUUUGGAAUACCAUCAUUUACAUUCUUUGGACCAACUAGCACUAGAGGCACCAGAGGAAGAGGAAACAUUAGAAUUAUAACAAAUGGAGGCUUCGUACCAGCACCAUCCUUCUUUGGAAGACGCAAGCGAGACAUUAUUAAAGAAGAGGAAAACAAAUCACAAAAUCAUCAAAAGCGAAUGACGAGGACAAGAUCAAGAAAUAGAAGCAGAAUAGUAAGUCAUAGCACAAUUUCAGUACUAGAGAGACGCAUUGUACCUGGAGGCUGUCCUAAUGGAAUGAGAUCAAAUCCAAACACAUGUGAAUGUUUUUGACUCUGAAUAUAAUAAAUGUAUCAUGCUAAAUACUACAUAAUUAUUAUAACUAAUUAUUGUCAAUGAUAAAUCUAAGUCAA
Molecule: messenger RNA, 2430 nt
Organism: Amphimedon queenslandica
Lineage: Eukaryota; Metazoa; Porifera; Demospongiae; Haplosclerida; Niphatidae
Exons: 2
Coding region: 413-2350 (645 amino acids)
Source: RefSeq, a predicted model, not a curated record